UGAAAUUAACUUAGAAACAUUAAAAAUGUACUAAUUUUUUAAUAGCUGAAGAAUUAAAAAUUUUGUAUUAACCUGUUGAUUUUCGUAAUUCACAAAUAUGAGAAAAGAGAUUAUUAUUUAUAGUAUAUUUUUAUUAAUUUAUGUGAAUGCGAAUAGCGAUAUAAAAUCAAAGAAAAAAAAAUCGUGGCGAGAUAAAGACAUACGGGACAUGACUGAUGCGGAUUUGGAACACUUGUUAGAUCAGUGGGAGGAAAAUGAAGAACCUUUGGAACCAGAUGAAUUACCAGAACAUCUUAGACCCAGUCCGAAAAUUGAAUUAUCAAAGCUUAAUAUGUCAGAUUCUGAUAAUGUACUAAAAGUAACAAAGAAAGGUAAAAGUGUAAUGAUGUUUGUGGAUACCAACGAAGAUAUGUCAAAUGAAGAAGCAGAUACAAUAAUGCAAAUUUGGCAGACUAGUCUUCGAAAUAAUCAUAUUGUUACAGAGAGAUAUCCAAUUGAUUCAAAGAGAAGUGUAUUUUUAUUUUAUGAAGGUUCACAAGCUAUAGAUGCAAAAAAGUAUUUAUUACAGCAGCCUGAAUUAUCUCAUGUAACUCUUGAAGGCCAUACUUUUUUUAGAGAUUCAAAGAAACAGAAUGAAAAAAUGGCAAAAGUUAAUAAAAUAGCAGAUAAAGAAAAUAUUGACAAGGAUAACGAUAAGAAAAAAAUGGAAUUAUAA
Molecule: messenger RNA, 715 nt
Organism: Eufriesea mexicana
Lineage: Eukaryota; Metazoa; Arthropoda; Insecta; Hymenoptera; Apidae
Gene: boca
Product: LDLR chaperone boca
Exons: 5
Coding region: 98-715 (205 amino acids)
Biological process (GO): protein folding
Source: RefSeq, a predicted model, not a curated record